Messenger RNA from Henningerozyma blattae CBS 6284, 1968 nucleotides. RefSeq lists its product as uncharacterized. Bases 1 to 1968 code for a protein of 655 amino acids. Gene Ontology annotation, biological process: mitochondrial glycyl-tRNA aminoacylation. NCBI's taxonomy places the organism in Eukaryota, Fungi, Ascomycota, Saccharomycetes, Saccharomycetales, Saccharomycetaceae. The transcript has a single exon. The record is from RefSeq and is a predicted model, not a curated record. Gene Ontology annotation, cellular component: mitochondrion; cytoplasm. Gene Ontology annotation, molecular function: ATP binding; glycine-tRNA ligase activity.
AUGGAUUCUGCACAAGUUUCUCAAACACGCCAAAACUACCAAUUUAGUAGAGAACAAAUGGAAGGCGUAAUGAAAAGGAGAUUUUUUUAUGCCCCUUCAUUUGAAAUAUAUGGUGGAAUUUCUGGACUUUACGACUAUGGUCCUGCCGGGUGUGCCUUCCAAGCAAAUGUUAUUGAUGAAUGGAGAAAGCAUUUUGUCUUGGAAGAAAAUAUGCUUGAAGUAGAUUGUUCUAUGUUAACUCCUCAUACUGUAUUAAAAACAUCAGGACAUGUUGAUAAAUUUUCAGACUGGAUGUGUAAAGAUUUGAAAUCAGGAGAAAUUUUUAGAGCUGAUCACUUGAUUGAGCAAGUAUUACAAAAUCGUUUGACUGAGCACAAAAGAAUUUGUAAUCAGCAUGAACGUGAUAAUCCAAAAUUAUUAGAGGGUCAAAAAACUACAAAGGGAAAAAAUGGAUUAUUAUUCAAAGAGUUAACCGAAGAAGAGAUUGAAGAUUACGAAAAUAUUUUAGCAAGAAUUGACGGGUUUUCUGGAGAAGAUUUGGGUAAUAUAAUGAUUAAAUAUAAUAUUAGAAAUCCUGUAACUUUUGAACCUCUACAACCUCCAACCGCUUUCAACUUAAUGUUUGAAACUGCCAUUGGUCCUUCGGGUCAGUUAAAAGGGUUUUUAAGACCAGAAACUGCUCAAGGCCAAUUCUUAAAUUUCAAUAAAUUGUUAGAUUUCAAUAGUGGGAAAGUACCUUUUGCAUCAGCUUCUAUUGGUAAAUCUUUUAGAAAUGAAAUCUCACCAAGAGCAGGUCUUUUAAGAGUACGAGAGUUUUUAAUGGCAGAAAUUGAGCAUUUCUUAGACCCAUUGGAUAAGACACAUCCUAAAUUUAAAACUGUAGCUGAUCUUAAAGUUCCUUUAUUACAUCGUAGUGCACAAGAAUCAGGUGAAACUACCCCAAUUAUUAUGACUUUAGGUCAGGCUGUCAGAAUGAAAAUGAUUGACAACGAGACUCUUGGUUAUUUCAUGGGUAGAAUUUAUCAAUUUCUAAUUAAGGUGGGAGCUGAUCCAAAAAAAUUAAGAUUUCGUCAACAUUUAGAUACUGAGAUGGCUCACUAUGCUGCAGAUUGUUGGGAUACAGAAUUAAAAACUUCUUAUGGCUGGAUCGAAUGUGUCGGCUGUGCCGAUCGUUCUGCUUACGACUUGACUGUUCAUUCAAAGAAAUCUAAUGAAAAGAUGGUUGUUAAGCAGAUGUUGCCUAGUCCGGUUGAGAUUACUAGAUGGGAAAUUGACAUUAACAGAAAAUUAUUUGGUCCAAGAUUCAGAAAAGAUUCGAAGAUAAUUGAAACAGCUCUAUUAAAGUCAACCCAGAAGGAGUUACAGAAAUAUGCAUCUUCAUUGUUGAAAGAUGGUUCAUUUGCUAUUACAGUUCCUGGUUUUACAGAAGAAUUUUCAAUAGAUUCAGAACUAGUUACCAUUGAAAAAAAGAAAAAAUUAGAGCAUGUAAGAGAAUAUGUUCCAAAUGUAAUUGAACCCUCAUUUGGCAUAGGGCGUAUUAUAUAUUCUAUUUUUGAGCAUAGUUUUUGGGUAAGACCAGAGGAUUCUGCAAGAGGUGUCUUAUCCUUCCCACCACUGGUUGCUCCAACUAAAGUAUUGAUUGUUCCGUUAUCUAAUAAUAAGGAUUUGAUUCCCAUAACUACAAAGGUGUCUGAGGCCUUGAAAUCUAUAAAAAUUCCAUUUAAAAUAGAUGAUUCUGGUGUCUCGAUUGGUAAAAGAUAUGCUCGUAAUGAUGAGCUUGGUACCCCUUUUGGCAUUACAAUUGAUUUUGACUCCUUAAAAGAUGAAUCUGUAACGUUGAGAGAAAGAGAUUCUACAAAACAAAUUCGUGGUUCAAUUUCAGAUAUUAUUCAAUCGAUUAAAGAUAUAUCUUAUAAUAAUAUAUCCUGGGAAGAUAGUACUAAGAGCUUGAAAAUCUUUCAAUCUUGA